Guillardia theta CCMP2712 is the source of this 342-nucleotide messenger RNA. RefSeq lists its product as hypothetical. NCBI's taxonomy places the organism in Eukaryota, Cryptophyceae, Pyrenomonadales, Geminigeraceae. The record is from RefSeq and is a predicted model, not a curated record. The transcript is spliced from 5 exons. Bases 1 to 342 code for a protein of 113 amino acids.
AUGAGACCGUCGGUGGACACCAGGUCGCCCCUCCCAGAGCAUUACAAGCUGAGACGAAAACUCAUCGAGAAAGAGGAAUAUGAUCGGAUCAUUGGAAGGAAGCCAGGCUUUCUGGAUUGGUUGAGCGUGAAGCAGCAGCAGUACAACAUAACGAGCGUUCUUUAUGUCUUAGACUGGUGGGAAAAGAUUCUCUUCAACAUCUUCAUGUUUAGUGUCUUGUUCGGAACAGUCUUUGCCAUGUCCCUUUACAGCCAGAGCUCAGGCUUGCUGUUAGCGCUCAGCAUCUUUCUGAUGGGAGUUUUAAUCUUGCUCCUCCUCUUGUGCCCUCUGCAUCAAUAUUGA